UACUUGCGAAUCUAUUCGUUUCUCUGAAGAAUUUACACUCAAUGGUGGCAAUUACAAAACUUGUAAUAAAUGUAGAUUCACAAGAACUGAAAAAAAGAAUGAAUCAGUUAGUAGCUCCAGUAUUGAAAAUAAUUCUAUCAAAAUAAUUUCUAUACAAGAAGUUAGUCAAUAUAUUAUGAAUUUAAUUGACGACUUAGAAGAUUGUGUUAAACUUUCUCUUGUCUUUCAUAUUCGGCUUGAUGAAACCAUAAUAAGUGAUACUGAUAUAAAUAUCAAAGCUAUGGUGAAAUUAAUAAUUGAUAAAAUAAAAGAUAGAGAUGCAGGUGGAUCAUUGGAUCAUCAAAUUACCAGAUCAUCGGAUCAUUAG
Messenger RNA from Racocetra persica, 367 nucleotides. NCBI's taxonomy places the organism in Eukaryota, Fungi, Glomeromycota, Glomeromycetes, Diversisporales, Gigasporaceae. The record is from the annotation of a GenBank genome assembly.